This is a messenger RNA of Knipowitschia caucasica, 342 nucleotides long. The record is from the annotation of a GenBank genome assembly. NCBI's taxonomy places the organism in Eukaryota, Metazoa, Chordata, Actinopteri, Gobiiformes, Gobiidae.
AUGCUAAUCUACUUGUUUAACAUCUUUCACUCCCGCUCUACUGUAUCUCGCUGCAGUCGACGACAAAGCGGCGAUGGCGAGUGUGAAGGCGGCGUUGAUGUGCACUUUUCGGCGCGGAGCAGAGGUGACCUUCCCCCGCGCCCCUGGGAGCCGCUGGGGGGAUCCGCCGUGAAUACAGAGCAGUGCAUGCUGGGAAUCGGCUGUCAGAUGAAACGCCUGGAGAGAGGUACAGAGAGGAGCCAGGACCAGCGAGGAUCCGUGCUCCCGCUGCGGUGUCGCCAGAGACACUUUAUCUACAGCACGUUUCACUCUGCAGCUGUCUGUAGAAGCCUGUUUGGAUAA